Messenger RNA from Phytomonas sp. Hart1, 587 nucleotides. The record is from the annotation of a GenBank genome assembly. Lineage: Eukaryota; Euglenozoa; Kinetoplastea; Trypanosomatida; Trypanosomatidae.
GUAGAGACAAUACAAAUCGAAACUAGUCUGUAGAAGGCACUUUCACUAAUGGGCUACACACGUGAGCGCACGAAUCGGCAUUUCUUUGUCGCGCGUGCGAAUGCAUUCUUCUCACGUCUCCCCAUUCCCCUCAUUCAGAGGUCAAUGGCCAUGGAUGCUAUUAAGAGGGGCUAUAUGAAGCCGUGGAAAUAUACCAAGGAGCAGAUCCUCGGCUCACCCAUUACGUGUACUUUUGAUUAUAACCCAAGGCCAGUGCGGCUUAUUGGUACGGUGAUGGAUGCUCAUACCGAGGAGACAAGUAUCAAAGGGGGACUGAAGGUCUACGCACGAAAUGAGGAAACAAACAUGAUGCUUUGGAUCCCUGCCGGAAAUCCUAAGCUGAAAUACGAAGUAACAUCCUCGAAGGGAAGUUUUCAACAUUAUUUGAACGAACGGGAUAAAUGGGAUGAGGCGUGGCUGACAGGGCGUGCACGUAUUAAGUAGAAGGCACCAAAUGGGUUGUGAUGGUGUAGAAAGAGAGUGGCAACGUGAAGUUUUUCAGGUAUCACAGGGGCAAUGUGGCGUAUUACUCGUGCAUUUACUCUUUA